AAUAAGUGGACCAUAUAAUAAAAGUGGGGGUACCAAGUUUCAUUUUCCCAUUAUUCAUCCCUAUUUCUAGCCCCCAAAACACAACCUUUCUUUUGUUUGAAAGUCCAAUGGUGAACUUGUACUAACUACUAGUACUCCUUCCCGCCAUUCUUUGUAAUUUGUUUCAUGUAACGUAAUCGAUACACAAUAAAUUUAUCGACCGCCUAAUAUCAUUUUCAAUGGAGAGGUUGCUUAAGGACUUUAAUUUGCCGCUGGAUGCGCCCGAAGACGCUCGUAUUCGGUGGCGAAAAGCCGUCGGAUUGCUCAUUCGUAAUCGCCGUCGUCGUUUCCGAUAUGUUGCUAAUCUUAAACAACGCUCUGAAGCUGCUAAAACUCUUCAGGAUUUACGUGUUGCGUUCAUGGUACAUAAAGCAGCAAUUCGUUUUAGUGAUGCUGGUAGAACUGAAUAUACGCUAUCAAAGGAAACCCAAGAAGAAGGCUUUGGAAUUGAUUCUGAUGAAUUGGCAUCAAUUGUUCGUGGCCAUGAUACGAAGGGCUUUAAUACCCAUGGGGGCAUAGAAGGACUAGCCAUGAAAGUAUCCUCAUCACUCAAAGACGGAAUCUCAUCAAGUGACAUAUCUCGUAGGCAAAAAAUCUAUGGAAUGAACAAAUACACUGAAAAGCCUCCUAGAGGAUUUUGGACAUUUGUAUGGGAGGCGUUACAUGACUUUACAUUAAUAAUUCUGAUGGUUUGCGCGGUGGUUUCAAUAGGGGUAGGAAUAAGUACUGAAGGGCUUCCUAAAGGAAUGUAUGAUGGGGUGGGAAUUCUACUCAGUAUAUUUUUGGUUGUCAUUGUGACUGCUGUCAGUGACUAUAAACAGUCAUUGCAAUUCAUAGAUUUGGACAAAGAGAAGAAGAAGAUAUACGUCCAGGUGACAAGAGAUGGACGUAGGCAGAAGGUACUGAUUUUUGAUUUGGUUGUUGGAGAUAUAGUAAACUUGUCUACUGGAGAUAUAGUUCCUGCUGAUGGAAUCUUUAUUUCCGGAUACAACUUGUUGAUUGAUGAGUCAAGCUUAACGGGUGAGAGUGAGCCAAUUAACAUAACUCAUGAAAAGCCGUUUCUUUUAUGUGGAACGAAAGUACAAGAUGGAUCAGCUACAAUGCUUGUGACUGCUGUUGGUAUGAAGACUGAAUGGGGAAAGUUGAUGGAGACUCUAAGUGAGGGGGGUCAAGAUGAGACGCCUUUGCAGGUGAAGCUAAAUGGAGUUGCUACUAUAAUUGGAAAGAUUGGAUUAUUAUUUGCAGUACUGACAUUUUUAGUGUUGACUAUUAGAUUUGUUAUUGAAAAAGUUGUUCAUGAUGAGAUCACACACUGGUCUUCAGGAGAUGCAUUGAAGCUCCUAGACUACUUUGCUAUUGCAGUAACUAUUAUCGUCGUUGCUGUUCCUGAAGGGCUUCCAUUAGCAGUGACUCUCAGCCUUGCAUUUGCAAUGAAGAAAUUGAUGAAUGACAAGGCACUGGUUAGGCAUCUUACUGCUUGUGAAACGAUGGGUUCUGCCACAUCCAUCUGCACUGACAAGACUGGGACACUCACGACAAACCAUAUGGUAGUUGAAAAGAUUUGGUUAUCUGGGAAAAAACGAGAUUUGAAAGGAAAAGCAUUGAAAUCAGAAAUAUCUGAGGGUACCUUGACCACACUUUUACAAGUUAUAUUCUUAAAUACUGGUGCAGAAGUAGUAAAGGACCAUGACGGAAAGACUUCCAUUCAAGGGCAGCCAACAGAAUCAGCAUUGCUUGAAUUCGGAAUGCUUCUAGGGGGUGAUUUUGAGGAGUUGCGCCAGAAGUACGAGAUAAAGAAUGUAGAUCCUUUUAAUUCUGUUAGAAAGAAGAUGUCUGUCCUUGUGGCUUUGCCAGAAGGUGGCACUCGAGUUUUGCAAGGGGCAUCAGAAAUAGUUUUAGGCUUGUGCAACAAAAUGAUUGAUUGCAAUGGCAAUUCUGUAGACAUUUCUGAAGAGCACUUCAAGAGUAUAACUAAUGUCAUUAAUGGUUUUGCUGAUGAAGCUUUGAGGACUCUGUGCUUGGCUUUCAGAGACAUGGAUGAUGGAUAUGAUGAAAAUAGCAUUCCUGAAGAUGGAUAUACUUUAGUAGCCGUUGUUGGAAUCAAGGAUCCAGUUCGUCCUGGGGUAACAGAAGCUGUUCAGACUUGUUUAGCUGCUGGAAUCACUGUGCGUAUGGUCACUGGUGACAACAUCAAUACAGCCAAGGCCAUAGCAAGGGAAUGCGGUAUACUAACAGAAGGUGGCCUUGCCGUAGAAGGAUCUGACUUUCGUAGUAAGACUCAUGAGGAGAUGAAAGAGAUUUCACAAAGAAUCCAGGUAAUGGCACGGUCUCUGCCAUUAGACAAACACCAAUUGGUGAGUAGCCUGAGAAUACUCCGGGAGGUGGUUUCUGUGACUGGUGACGGGACCAAUGAUGCACCUGCCUUGCAUGAGUCUGAUAUAGGACUUGCUAUGGGAAUUACAGGAACAGAGGUUGCAAAGGAAAGCGCCGAUGUCAUUAUUUUGGAUGACAAUUUCAGCACCAUUGUAAAUGUAGUCAAAUGGGGGAGGGCUGUCUACAUAAACAUCCAAAAAUUUGUGCAGUUCCAGUUGACAGUCAACAUAGUUGCUCUAAUGCUCAAUUUUGUAGCUGCAUGCAUCACUGGUUCUGCUCCAUUGACGGCUGUGCAGCUGCUGUGGGUCAACAUGAUUAUGGAUACACUUGGCGCGCUGGCCCUGGCUACAGAACCACCUAAUGAUGAGCUCAUGAAAAGACCUCCUAUUGGAAGAAAUGCUAGUUUUAUCACCAAGACUAUGUGGAGAAAUAUCCUUGGCCAGAGUGUAUAUCAGUUCGCUGUCCUUGCUGUUCUAAGCUUUGAUGGAGAGCGGCUACUUAGACUUAGCGGCCCAGAUUCUAACGUUAUCCUGAAUACAGUCAUAUUCAACUCUUUUGUGUUCUGCCAGGUGUUCAACGAAAUCAAUAGUCGUGAUAUAGAGAAAAUAAAUGUCUUCCGUGGAAUAUUCAGAAGCUGGAUUUUCAUUGUUGUUAUGGUUUCCACUGUUGCAUUUCAAGCAAUCAUAGUUGAGUUUCUGGGAACUUUUGCAAGCACUGUGCCCUUGAACUGGCAGCUUUGGUUAAUCAGCAUUUUAAUCGGAGCAGUUAGCAUGCCUUUAGCUGUCAUUCUAAAGUGCAUUCCUGUUGAGAGAAAUGCUGCUCCGCAACACCAUGAUGGGUAUGAAGCCUUACCUAGUGGUCCAGAACAGGUCUAAUAAUACGCAGACUGCACCAACUUUGAUCAGAGAAAAACGGUGCAUAACUCAAUUUCACAAAAAAGGCAUGAACCAGAGAACUAACUGGUUGAAGAAGUAUCCUCAGGUGUUGCUUCAGUUCCACAUAUUUUCCUCGUACCAGCGGCUUGCAACUCAUUUCACUUGCACCAAUGUUUCAAGUGUAGAUAUUCUGGAUUAACUUUAUGCAAAUUAGGAAUUUGAGAUUAGGCCAAAUUUUACUAAAAUGAUUCAUGGAAGUGGUUUCAUUUUAGGUACCUCCACCCAUACGGAAUUUACGCUUCUGUUAAGUUGCUUACAUAAACGUAUGGCUUAGUUAGAACGGGUUAACUUAUAAUGGUUUGAAAACGACAAUAAUUUUCAUCUAAUGGCUUUGUGUCAAUUGAAAGUUUACCUUGCAAUUGAACCGUUUGCAAUUGUUUAUGUCUUUUUCCUAAAAACACAAUUAGCUUGGUCAAAGUAUCAUCCAUUAAUAAUUUAAUAGAUGUGGUAAAUCCGUUUGGGUGGAGGUAUUUAGAAUGAAAAAUACUUGACGAUUUUUGAAUAUUCAAAGGAUGUAAGUUUUACAAAAUAUCAACUCCUGAGAUGUUGGUGAAGACUAAAGCCUCUGGUAUGAAAAAAUGUGAAGUUGAAGCAACUUCUGAUGAUACAUCUUCGGACCAUGCUUAUCUUCAACAGAUUAAGCCAUGCACAAUUUUAUUUUUCAUCAAAGUUGGUGCUCAUGCAAAUAUUGGUUCAUAUGGAGAAGCCGUCGAAGGGAACUGAGACAAGGUGCCAUUGUGAGACCUCUAAUCUUUUCAAGUUGCAGUUAUUCUGUUGGGAGCACUGUAAGAGAAAAUGUUAUUGGUGUUUACAAAAUGUGAGGUAAAUUAUUAGAUUUCAUCCAUGUUUUCUUGCCAUAUUACCUGAAUCUGAGAUAGCAUGCUGGUAGAGAAGAAAAAAUUAUCUUGUUUUUCUGGUGUUAUAUCAACUUAUUUCAGCAAGGUAUUGAUUUUAUGCUCCAAGAAUAUGCAAACUUUCAAUUCUCUUCA
Molecule: messenger RNA, 4336 nt
Organism: Chenopodium quinoa (quinoa)
Lineage: Eukaryota; Viridiplantae; Streptophyta; Magnoliopsida; Caryophyllales; Amaranthaceae
Product: putative calcium-transporting ATPase 11, plasma membrane-type
Biological process (GO): calcium ion transmembrane transport
Cellular component (GO): membrane; intracellular membrane-bounded organelle
Molecular function (GO): P-type calcium transporter activity; ATP hydrolysis activity; calmodulin binding
Source: RefSeq, a predicted model, not a curated record